Salvia hispanica is the source of this 1944-nucleotide messenger RNA. RefSeq lists its product as uncharacterized. NCBI's taxonomy places the organism in Eukaryota, Viridiplantae, Streptophyta, Magnoliopsida, Lamiales, Lamiaceae. The record is from RefSeq and is a predicted model, not a curated record.
UUCAGGUAAGCUUAGUAUUUUUUUUCUAUCCUUCUCCCCAAAGCUCCAUCUCUCAAUUCAUUUCUCUCUCAGAAAACCCUAGUAGCUAUGGCAUCGAGUUCUACUGGUCGCGCCCCUACUUCCGGUUCAAAAUCGUUCGAUUUCGGCUCCGAUGAUAUCCUUUGUUCCCACGACGAUUACGGAAAUCAGGACGGAAAUAAUGGUAUCCACACCGAUCCUUCCAUUGCACCCAAUUCCUCCAUGAUUGAACAGGAGUUCAACAAAAGCAGGAUGGCGAGAUCAUCUGUAUUUUCUGCUGCAACUUAUGUUACACCUGAAGAAGCUUCAUUUAGUCAAGAUGUAAUCACCAGCGUUGAAAACAGCGUGAAGAAGUACACUGACAAUAUCAUGCGUUUUCUUGAGGGAAUUAGUUCGCGGCUGUCACAGUUGGAAUUAUACUGUUACAAUCUAGACAAAUCAGUUGGAGAAAUGCGCGCUGACUGGGUUCGUGAUCACGGAGAGGCAGAGUCAAAGCUCAGAUCUCUAGAAAAGCAUGUUCAAGAGGUGCACAGGUCUGUGCAGAUUUUAAGAGAUAAGCAGGAACUUGCUGAUACUCAGAAGGAGUUAGCCAAACUUCAGCUUGCACAAAAGGAUUCCUCUUCAGCUAACACUAAACAACAGCAUGAGGAGAGAACUUCUGCACCUGCUUCUGAACCUAAAAAUGCUGAGAACUCGUCAAAUUUUCAUGAUCAACAAUUGGCACUUGUACCUCAUCAAGUAGCUCCACAGCCCUCUCACCAUCCACGGCCAGUUGAGCAUCAGCAUCCUUCAGUUGCACCCCAGUCAUCCAUGCCUCCCCAGAGUAUGGCGUCAUAUUGCUUGCCUCCUCAACAAAUGACCAAUAUACCCCCAUCCCAACAAUCUCAGACUCAGUACCUGCCGGCACAACCUCAACUUCAAGAUCUCUCCAGGAUGGCACCACGGCCUUCCCAGCCUCAGGGAAAUAUGACACCGCAGGUUCAGUCAUAUCCGCAACAGUGGUCCCAGCAGCAGCCUGUUCAACCAUCCCAACAGUCUGCUUUGCCGCCACAGAUUAGAGCCUCCUCUCCACUGGUUUACUCUUCCUAUUCUUCUGGUCAGCCAAACCAAUCUCCUUCUGAAGUGGCUCCUGGAAGCAUGCAUAUGCAGGUAUCGUUCGCAGGAGCAUCCCAACCUGGUUCGGCAGGCUCUGAUGGAUUACCUUAUGGGUACGGUGCACCUGCCAGACCAAUUCAACAGCAGGCCCCUACACAACAACACAAGGCUGGGUACGCAGCACAAUCAGGGGAUGGUUACAUGCCUGGUGGCCCUCAUCCACAACUUCCUCCUGGGAAUGCAUACAUGGUUUUCGAUGGUGAAUCAGGAAGGGCGCAUCAUCUGCCUCCACAGCCUCAGUUCCAACAAAAUGUUUAUCCGACAAAUAGCUUCCCCCCUCAGAAUCCACCUCGUGUUCCUAGCAAUAACAUGUUAGGCACACCUCAGCCCAUGCGCGGCCAUCCUUACAACGAGCUGAUUGAGAAACUGGGCAACAUGGGAUACAGAAGCGACCAUGUUAUUGGUGUCAUUCAGAGGCUGGAAGAGAGUGGUCAGCCUAUCGAUUUUAAUUCUGUGCUCGACAGGUUAAAUGGACACUCUUCGGGUUCUCAGAGAGGAUGGUAAGCGUACUCAAACCGGCUUCACUGCUCAGUGUGAUUUUAUGUAAUGAAUGAAUAAAGGAUUUGUGAGAUGUACUGUCGCAUGAUUUCGUAUAUAUAGGGAUAAAGAGAUGCUCUUUUUUCAGUAAUCUCUUCCCCAAUGUUGUUACUGCUAAUUUGGGACAUGGUAUAGCCCCCUCACUAUGGUUGGUUUGUACGUAUACCUUGUCCACUUUUUAUUUCUAUAUCGACCUUUUAGCGUGGUAGAAAUUUGGAAUGGCAGAUCUUUGUA